Mesoplodon densirostris (Blainville's beaked whale) is the source of this 2035-nucleotide messenger RNA. RefSeq names its product chromosome 2 C1orf216 homolog (gene C2H1orf216). The record is from RefSeq and is a predicted model, not a curated record. Lineage: Eukaryota; Metazoa; Chordata; Mammalia; Artiodactyla; Ziphiidae. The coding region runs from base 272 to 961 and encodes 229 amino acids. The transcript has 2 exons.
GCUCCGGCAGGCGCGCGGCUCCGCGGAAAACCGAACCGGCACACGUGGGCCAGGCUGCCCCGCCCCGCCGCGCUGACGCCGCCUGACUCGGCAGUCCCGGCUUGCAUUGGGCGCACGGCCCGGGAUCUCACACCCCACGCGCCCGCCCGCGUGGACGCCCAAGCCGAGGGAUUCCUCUACCCCUCCUCCGCCCAGCCCCGAGGGACGAGUUCCCGCCGCGGGCGCUCGGAACCAGAGCCAGCCGGGCGGGGCGGCGCCUCCAGGCCACCAGAUGUUUGCCAUCCAGCCAGGGGUGGCUGAAGGGGGGCAGUUCCUGGGGGACCCGCCUCCUGGAGUAUGUCAGCCCGACCUUCAACCAGACAGCAACUCCAACUUCAUGGCAAGUGCCAAAGAUACCAAUGAGAAUUGGCAUGGGAUGCCAGUCCAAGUGGAACCCAUACUGAUGAGGAGCUUCUCUGAGUUGCCCUCUGACAACCAGGCUUUCCAGGAUCCUGGACUCCCUGAGGGGGAGGUCCGCAGCCCACCAGAGGGGGCAGAGAUCCCUGGAGCUGGGCCUGAGAAGAUGGGUGGUGCCAGCACAGUCUGCUCCCCUCUGGAGGACAACGGCUAUGCCAGCAGCUCCCUGAGCAUUGACAGCCCUAGCUGCAGCCCUGAGCCUGCCUGUGGGACCCCUCCCAGCCCUGGCCCUCCAGCUCCCCUUCUGCCCUCGGUGGCCCAGGCCGUACAGCAGCUGCAGGCUCAAGAGCGCUAUAAAGAGCAGGAGAAGGAGAAGCACCAUGUGCACUUGGUGAUGUACCGUCGCCUGGCCCUGCUCCAGUGGAUCCGGGGCCUGCAGCACCAGUUGGUUGACCAGCAGGCCCGUCUGCAGGAGAGCUUUGACACCAUUCUAGACAACCGGAAGGAGCUUAUCCGCUGUCUCCAACAGAGGGCAACACCAUCCACACCCCAGGACCAGGGCUAAGGGUGUCUCUGUACAGGGGUGCAAGGGUUUAUGUAUAUAUUUGCAGGCAUGUGUGUGGUUGUGCACAAGCAAGUACAGAUUAUUUGCUGGUAUGAGUGCAGGGAAGCAUAAGUGAGUAUGUCAGUGCUAACAUGUAGGCAGAUGUGCACAGACCAUGUGAGAAUCAGCAGCCCUAUGUGUGAGUAUGUAGAUAUGUGUAUGUAUAGUAUGUAUGUAGGAGGAAGUAAAUUUGUAUAUGCAUGUGUGGACGGGUACCCCACGGUGUGUGUAUAUGUGCAUGAGUGAAGAUAUAUAUGCAAAAGAUGUGUGUUUAUGUAUGAGUGAGUUUGAGCGUGCAGAUUUGUGGUGGGUGUUUGUGACUGAGCCCUUGUGUGUGCAGGCCUAUGUGUAAGGGUGCAUGUGUGCAGGUGCAUGCAUGGGAUGUAUACAUUAGGAGCAUGUAUAUUUGCAGGCUGACUCAGGAGCAAGUGUGUGCAAAUAUAUGUUCAAUUGCACACGUGGGGCAUCCAUCCAUACCUUAUGUUACCCGUGGUCUCCGCUAGCCUUUUUUCUCCACAGGGUCCCACUGCUCCCUGGAGAGAAGGCUAGCUAAGGCUGUUGUCCCUGAUGGUGGAUUUGCUGUAGGAAGUUAGGUCGCUACUCUGGCCUACUAUGGCUUUUUGGCUGCAAUCUUGCCAAGGCAAUUGGUAGAGAACUGGUAUCAGGGAAGGGAGCUAAAAUGGUGAUUGACACCAUGGCAGGCAUGGAGGCGGGAUCAGAGGAGAAGAUAGGGGACUGUCCCACUUGAACUCUGCCAUUGGGCGCGUGGGAGAUGGGGAUGGGGGGAGAUGAUGAUGACAGAACCCUGAGAAGACUAGGAGAAUGGGAAUUCUACAAUACCAGUUCCAAACAAAUCACACCUCUCCAUUGCAAGGGAGCUGUUGCAAACCAUAUUGACUCAAGCUUCUGAUGAAAAGGAAUCUGUGUUAAUAUAAUGUCAUAUGUCAACUACACCUCAAUAAAAAAGAAAAAAGGAAAGGAAUGUGUGCUUUCUAAGCUUGCAAGGAGUGGAGAGGUGUUCCAAGGCUGUUGGAG